AUGCUUCUAAGCAUCGCCUUUGUAUGUGUCUGGCUUUUCCAUCCUGUCUUUGCAGGCGCUGCAGUGUUGGGAAGUGUCAGUGGGUGGUUUCCUAUUAAUGAGACAUUUGAUACUGAGCUUUUCUUGGGAAAGCGGCUUGUAUUUAGAGCAUUGGACGUGGCUUGGACCACAACCAGUGCAACGUUAAAAAGUGUUGAAGACGAGAUCAAUGCAAUCGUAUCUGUGAACGCAAUUCCUGUUAUCAACUGGAACCCCUUACUAAGUGACACGUAUCGGGACACAUUGCAGGCAAUAGAGGAUGGAUUGCAUGACGACAUAAUUGACGCUUUUUUCACACUACUGAAUGGAACAGUGCAGAAAUCCUAUUGUGUGCUCUUCUUUGGCACAACCUGCAAUUCAAAUGGCGUGUACUGGUCGGAAGACCCAGAGCUGUAUGUCAGGGUUUACAAGAGGCUUCACCUUAAAGGGAAGGCAGCUGGAGUUGCAGACAGGAUUAUCUGGGGGUGGAAUAUUGAUAUUACAAAGUUUAAGGCAGUCGAGGGCAAUCCGUAUGCUUUGGAUACUACCAAUCUUGUCCAUACACCGUCUGAGUAUUUCCCGGGAGAAUCUUACGUUAAUUGGAUAGCAUUGCAGCUCAUCAACGAUGACAUACAUAACUGGGUAGAUCCAAGGGAGCCGAUUCAGGUAGGGAUGGGGGUUGCGUCUAGUCUCGCUCCAGGGAAACCUGUCAUGCUCAUAGGUGGAACCUCAAGCAUGGUGGAUGAUGGGCACGGGGAAAUGGUUAGCAGCACGAAGGCAAAGAGCAUGUGGCUGGAAGAAUUUGUAGAAACUGCACAUGAGCACAUGGAUAGAACUGAAGGCAGCGCUGCUGUGAUAAAGACUAUUCUAUUAUAUAACCGAGAGUCUAGCCUUGAUACAGGGUUCUACAACAGUGUCAAUGGAGAUGUUGUAACCUCUAUCUCUAAUAGUGGGGUUGAGCUGUUUUCAUACAGUGUCUUGGAAACACUGUUCCCUGAUCAAGUAGUGGCAGAGCCUAGUUCUGAACCAUAUAUUGAUGAAGUUAGCCCCAUAGUCGCCUUUGGUGCUAUCUGCGGCCCGGGAGAGCGUGGACAAGCCAGUUCUGGCACAUGUGCGCCGUGUGAAGCAGGAACGUAUUCAAAUAAGACUGCUGCAUCCGAAUGCGACCCGUGCCCUAUAGGAUUCUACAAUGAAGAAGUUGGCCAAGUCGAAUGUGUACCCUGUCCUCCCAAUAAGACAACGGUGCACGACGGUGCUCGCUUGGAAGAAUACUGUGAGUGCGCGCCAGGCUUUGUUCUAAGAGAUGCAGACAAUAUAGAUGCUGGAUGUAUUCAGUGUCAGAGAAACAGCUAUAGCAAGGGGGGAACAUCCACAUGUCAGCAGUGUCCCUCUGGUAAUAGGUGGCCCACAGGAAAAUCAGGCGUCGGAUGCUUCUGCAAAAAAGGUACAUGGGACCACAAGACAGAACAAUGUACCACCAUUACUAGUGCAUUCGCUAGUUCUACCAGUAUCGCAGUCUCUGUUUGCGUCGGUUUGGCGUUAAUACUAGUAACUAUCGUUGUAAAUUAG
This is a messenger RNA of Giardia duodenalis, 1587 nucleotides long. RefSeq names its product putative ephrin-receptor like protein. The record is from RefSeq and is a predicted model, not a curated record. Lineage: Eukaryota; Fornicata; Diplomonadida; Hexamitidae. The transcript has a single exon. Gene Ontology annotation, molecular function: hydrolase activity, hydrolyzing O-glycosyl compounds. The coding region runs from base 1 to 1587 and encodes 528 amino acids.